CGGGGACAGGCCGCCCUCGCCCCUGCGGGCCUCGCUUCCGAGUGUCUCCCGCGUCCCGAGGCCCCGCGCACGUCCCGGGCGAGAAGCCCUCGCGGCCCCGCAGGCCCCUCAUCCGAAGGCCCCUUUACCAGAGCAGCUACUUUAAGGACCUGCCCCAACCCCUCACAGCCUGGGAGGCCGCACUCAACGGGAUGACGUUUUACAGGGAGCUGCAGGUCGAGGAGGGGAACUGGACUGGGGACUACGCAGGCCCCCACUUCCUCACUACGGGCUUGCUGAUCGCGUGCCAUGUGGCGGGCAUCCAGCUGCCCGCCGGCUACAGGGAGGAGAUGAUGCGGUACCUGCGCUCGGUGCAGCUCCCGGACGGCGGCUGGGGCCUGCACAUCGAGGACGAGUCCAAGGUAUUUGGGACCAUGAUGAACUACGUGGGUCUGCGGCUUCUGGGCGUGGGGCCUGACGACCCUGACCUGAUCCGCGCCCGGAACUUCCUCCACAAGAGAGGCGGCGCUUUGUUCACGCCCUCCUGGGGCAAGUUCUGGCUGGCCAUCCUGAACGUCUACAGCUGGGAGGGUCUCAACUCCCUGGUCCCGGAAAUGUGGCUGGCCCCUGAGUGGGUCCCCGGGCACCCCUCCACGCUUUGGUGCCACUGCCGGCAGGUCUACCUGCCCAUGAGCUACUGCUUCGCCACCCGGCUGACGGCGAAGGAGGACGAGCUGAUCCGGAGUCUCCGCCAGGAGCUGUACGUGCAGGACUACGCCAGCAUCGACUGGCCGGCCCACAGGAGCAGCGUGGCCCCCGGGGACUUGUACACGCCGCACAGCUGGCUGCUCAGAGUCGUGUUGGCCUUCUUCAACCUGUACGAGCGCUACCACAGCGUCAGCCUGCGGCACCGGGCUAUCCAGAGGAUGUACGAGCACAUCCAGGCCGACGACCGCUUCACCCAGUGCCUCAGCAUCGGCCCGAUCUCCAAGGUGAUCAACAUGCUGGUACGCUGGCACGUGGACGGGCCGGCCUCCCCCGCCUUCCAGAUGCACGUCUUCAGGAUACAGGAAUACCUCUGGCUGGGCCUGGAUGGCAUGAAGAUGCAGGGCACCAACGGCUCCCAGCUCUGGGACACAGCAUUCGCCAUCCAGGCCAUGCUGGAGGCAGGGGCACAGUCCCGGCCCGAGCUCUCGUCCUGCCUGCAGAAGGCCCACCACUACCUGCGCAUCAGCCAGAUCCCAGACAACCCCCCUGACUACCAGAAGUACUACCGCCAGAUGAACAAGGGCGGCUUCCCCUUCAGCACACGGGACUGUAACUGGAUCGUCGCCGACUGCACCGGGGAGGCCCUGACGUCCGUCCUCCUCCUGCAGCGAGAGUGUCCCUUCAUCACUGAGCACAUCCCCCCAGAGCGGCUCUAUGACGCUGUCGCUGUGCUGCUGAACAUGAGGAACCGUGACGGAGGCUUUGCCACGUACGAGACCACACGCGGGUCCCACCUGCUGGAGCUGCUCAACUCCUCGGAGGUCUUCGGGGACAUCAUGAUCGACUACACCUACGUGGAGUGCACCUCCUCGGUGAUGCGCGCACUGCACGAGUUCCACCAGGACUUCCCCGACCACAGGGCCGGCGAGAUCAGGGACACCCUCCAGAAGGGCCUCGAGUUCUGUCGGCGGAAGCAAAGGGCUGAUGGCUCCUGGGAGGGCUCCUGGGGCGUUUGCUUCACCUACGGCACCUGGUUCGGGCUGGAAGCUUUCGCCUGCAUGGGCCAGACCUACCAGGAUGGGGCCGCCUGUGCCGAGGUCACCCAGGCCUGUGACUUCCUGCUGUCCCGGCAGAUGGACGACGGGGGCUGGGGGGAGGACUUCGAGUCCUGUGAGCAGCGGCGCUACGUGCAGAGCGCCCGGUCCCAGAUCCACUGCACCUGCUGGGCCCUGAUGGGGCUGAUGGCUGUCAGGAGAACAGCUCCGGGGUCUUCAACAAGUCCAGCGCCAUCACCUACACGAACUACAGGAACAUCUUCCCCAUCUGGACCCUCGGCCGCUUCUCCCGCCUCUACCCCGAGAGCCCCCUGGCUGGCCGCCCUUGAGGCCCAGUGGGUGCCGUGGGGAGGGGCUGGUGGGCAGCGGCUGUCAUGGGUAGGCAGUUCCGGGCGGGGGGUGUCUCUGCGGCCGAGGGUGCCGGGUGCUGCCUGCUUAGUUCUGAGAGCAGGGGCCCUCCUGACCCGUCACUGGCCGCUCAGGGGGCGGCCUGGUCGGCUUUGGGCCUGGUGCUGUGGAGGAACCUUCUCUGGGCUGGGUUCCCUGUGCCUGUCUGCGUCUCUGGCCCACUGGACGCAGAGCCCCCGAGGCGAGGGUGCGGCCUGUGCGCUGGGCGGGCGCGGGGGCGGGCGUCCCGGCCUCGGAGGACAGGCUGCUUCUGUCUCCCCCACUGCUCCCCUCAGCAGUGUCUUCGGUCCGCGUGCUUGUUCUGUUCUCCGUUCUGUCUCUGGCGAAUCCUCUCACCGCCUGUACCCCAGUUCUUGUAUAAGCAAAUCUUUAAAAAAAAAAGGAAGCUAAAGGGCUGAGUCGUCCUCCGAGGUUUUGGGGAGAGCAAGGACACCAGCCACAGUCGGGGCGGGCGCGCCUGGCCUCGUGGCCCCCGCAGGGCCUGCAGCCCCAUCCACGGCAGCCGGGCCACACCCGGGGCUGACAUGUGGGCCCUUCCCCUCACUCCGGGCUCACGGCCACUCGCCGGGCGGGAGAUGGGCCUCCGGGGUGUGGCGGUGCCGACCAGGCCGACGUCAGCGACAGCCUGGAGAAGCCCAGAUGUGUGGGGACAGCCAGGCCCUCCGAGUGGCCUUAGGGGGAGUGUUCACAUGCGGAAAGACAAGGGGCGUUGCAAAUAAAGUCUUAAGUCACCACCCGGAGUGUCUGCCUAAGAAUCU
This is a messenger RNA of Talpa occidentalis (Iberian mole), 2908 nucleotides long. It is a transcript of the gene LSS, whose product is annotated as lanosterol synthase. The transcript is spliced from 20 exons. NCBI's taxonomy places the organism in Eukaryota, Metazoa, Chordata, Mammalia, Eulipotyphla, Talpidae. The coding region runs from base 192 to 2540 and encodes 782 amino acids. The record is from RefSeq and is a predicted model, not a curated record. Gene Ontology annotation, cellular component: lipid droplet. Gene Ontology annotation, molecular function: lanosterol synthase activity. Gene Ontology annotation, biological process: triterpenoid biosynthetic process; cholesterol biosynthetic process.